AUUCAUGCAUAUACACAUAUCUCUUAACAAACAUGUUGAGUUGUAAUUCUCGUUCGACAGUCCAUAUUUGCGAAAACUGUCAGAAAUAUAUAUUUUUUGCUUGAUUGUUGAAACUGAUAAAAAAAGUAUAAAACAGCUGUGAUGAAAGAAGUGAAAUUAGAAAUAUGCAAUUCAGUUGGCUUCAAAAAUGAAUAAUGGUGGUAGCCCUUCCAGGGAACCUCAAUCUUUAGAAGGUUUCAUUGAAGAUCCAUAUGUACCAUCAUCUAAUAUCCAAACUCCAAGUUUUGAUGCUCCAGAUCAUGAACCACUUUUUGGAAUACAAGAUGAAAUAUUGAGACCCACUCGUUUAGAAUUUGAUGAUUUACCAAGUUCAUUAUAUGAUAAUGACGAUUCUCUGAAAGUUGAGACAGAAUUCAUUAAAGUGAAUGCUCUUUUGAGAAGAGAAAAAAUAUCAGUCCGUGUAACAUAUUCAGACCUCAGUAAACCUCUUAAAAUAAAUUUGCCAACCGGCAGUUCUAAGAAGUAUUAUGAUUAUGGCACAGAAACAGCAAUGGCUGCAGGAGAUCAGGUUCCUGAAUUGGCCCACUUAACCAUGGAGGAAAGAGCCCAAAAAGAGGAAGAAUGGAAGCAGGAGUUGGCACAGGUGGAUGAUGAAAUUGCUACAUUGCAGACAGUGCUCAAUGCUAAAAGAAAAAGAGCUGCCGAACUGAAGAAACUCCUUGGCAUAAGCGUUCUUAAAGAGCUUUCCGAUGAUUUGAACCAAGGAAUCAAAAAUGUUAAGGAGAGUAACGUAUAUCAAUCUGUGGAAAAUACGGUUGGUCAGGUUACUAAAGCUGUAACAGAAGCUCCUAUUUACCAAAAAACUACUUCCCUCUUUGGUGGGCUUACCAGCAACAUCAGUACUAAGUUUGGUCAAAUGAAGCAGUCUGAUUCCUUUAGGUCCAUUGAGGAAAAAGUUGGAUCUGCAUAUGAAAAUGUCAAAGAAACUAUGACUAAAGUGGUGUCAAGAUCAAAUUCCCAGCAGAGUUUAGGAGAUGAAGUUUCGAGAUCCCGCUCCGGUUCAGUAGCUACCAGUCCUACUAUUCCAGAAGAGAAGCCAUUAGUUUAAGAAAUUGGAUUGCAAACAUUGAUAUAAACCCAAAGGCCUUUCCAGCAUUUCUUACAAAUAUAUAUUAAUAACUAAUUUUCUCAACAUGAAGCACAUAUAUGCUAAAAAACAAGAAAAUACAUUAAUUUGUAUCGAUUAUUUUGUUUGUUAUUGUUUACACUUUUGAAGUUUUAACACUUUGAAGGCCAUCUUGUGGCUGAAAAAAACUUAAUUGCUUCAAUUAUUUAUUAGUGUUGUACAGAUUUUAGGUUUUAAAGUCAGACUAUAAAUUAUAAAUGUCGUCAUACAUGAGGUUAUAUUUUUUGCAAUGAUGCUUUAAAAUAUUUAGAUUAUUGCUAUAAAUAUUCAGAUGUUGAAAAAUGUAGCCGGUUCUAGUAGUUGGAACUUGAUUUUGCCUUCAACAUUCAACUGAUGGAAUAUUUAGGCAAUAAUAUAGUGAUUUAUUUUAAGUGAUGUAUGAAACUUAUCAUAAUUAAAUGAAAAUGAUGAAA
This is a messenger RNA of Harmonia axyridis, 1599 nucleotides long. RefSeq lists its product as uncharacterized. The record is from RefSeq and is a predicted model, not a curated record. Gene Ontology annotation, cellular component: cytoplasm. The transcript has 6 exons. Lineage: Eukaryota; Metazoa; Arthropoda; Insecta; Coleoptera; Coccinellidae. The coding region runs from base 188 to 1108 and encodes 306 amino acids.